CCGGGGCUGCCGUCCCGGGGCUCUGGGAACUGCUGCCGGCAAGGAGCCGGAGUGGGGCUGCUCUCCGAGGGAAGGCGAGCGGCUACAGCGCAUCCCGCGGCACCAGAAGCAGGGCAGCGAAACCACGGGCUGCCGGGGUCUGUCUCUCUCUCGGAGCGUCAGGCGAGGCGGGGUGAGGAGCCAGACCCUCCCAGGAUUCCCAACACCCGGCGUAGGGAUUUGGAUGGAGUCUCAGUAUCUGAAGCAAUGCCUGGGAAAUUGCUUGAAGAAAGGACUGGCAGAGGUUGUAGAACAUCGGCCAGCAGAUCCAAUAGAGUAUCUUGCACACUGGAUUUACAAAUACAGAAGAAACUUAGAUGAAGAGAAAAAGAGAAUACAGGAGAGAGCUGAGCUGGAACAAGAACGGGUGGCAGCCCGAGCAGAACUUGAAAGGUUAAAAAUCGAAGAGGAGCAGCGGAAACUUGAAGAACAACUUCAGGCUCAGUUGGAGAAAGAACAUGCAGAGUUGGAAGCACAGAAAAAAGAAGCUGAAAUGCAGUUUCAGCAGGAAGAUCAAGAGGAGAAUGAACAGACAAUAGCUGAAGUUACAGAUAGACCUGAGGAGCCAGAUGAGAGUGAACCGGGUCAAACAGACCUCCCAACAGUAAUAGAAGAAGAAGAGGAAGAGGAAGAAGAAGAAGAAGAAGAAGAAAAUUAGAACUGACCUGCGAGGACAUUGUAGCCAGCAUGGCUGACUUCCAGGAGGAAAACUGCAGCUGAAGUAAAAGCAGCAAAAAUAUUUUCUACUUAUUGCAUAUUGAAGUAAACAUAAUAAAUAAAAAUAUAACUAAAGUGUCGAUAUGAUUUGAGGAUAGAUGCUACAACAUGAUAAUUUGAAUCAAUAUUAAAAGAAUAAAAUAUUGCUGAAAAAUAUUUUCCAAGAAUUUGAAUGGUUUCCGACAGAAAAAGGGAAUGCUCUGCAGAUUAAAAGAUGGAGAGAGUACUCUGGACUUCAAACUUGGUGCAAAAAUCCAGUCAGAUUUCCCAAAUGUAUUUGAAAGAGGUAAAUUUAGCUCUGACUCAGUAUAUACUAGAAUAUCUUGUCUCCUAGAAGUCAUGAGGUGAUCUAGGCUUUAUUAUUGGAUAAAUAUAUUUAUUAUUAGAUCCUUUUUUGGGUAUUGUGUGGUAUUAGGUAAGCUGCAAGUGUCUGCGUAUUAGUCUUGAUUAGUCAAGUUUUUAAGACUUUUCUGCAUUUUUCUUGAAUUUGUAAAUCAAGAAAUUAAAUGUGUUCUCUACUAAAUACCAUCAUUAUUUCUAAAACUUCACUUCUAAAAAUUUAGAAGAAUGUUUAGUUUGAUCCAUGGUUAUCUAUAAAAAUAGUUUUAUAAUCCUUAAAGAUUGCAUUUUUAAAAGAACAGAUGUUUGUAAUCACUGGUAUCUUGGUAUAGGUUGUCAGGAAUGUUCUGUGUCUCUGUUAUAAAUGGAAAAAACAUCCACAUCAAGAAAUCCUGCUGUUCUUCAAUAAAAUGUGCAUUUGCAUCUCUGUCUUCUACCACAGGUUAGAUGGUCAUGGUCAAUAUUGGGUAAUGAAAAUAGUUUUCAUUAGAAAAUCAGUACAUAGUUAAUGCAUUCACUGCAUUCUUCAGUGUUGGGAUGAAAGAGAUUUUUCUGAUAAUUUCACUUCAAUUUUUUAAUAGUAUCGCUGAGUCUAAGGCGUUUGCUAUCCUUGGCAAGCUGUCAAAAAUAUCUGUACACCCAACAGACAAGGGUCAAUCGCAUAUUAAAUGUUUUCCUGCUCCAAAUAACUUGUUUUGAUCAUGUAGAUCAAACUAAGAAUAAUCUUACAAAAUUUUAAAAACAUGCCACUAUUGAUUUUUCUAUAUAUUAAUAUAGUAUUUUUUCCCUUAAAAUAUCUCUAUUUAAAAAAUCCUGUGCCCAUCUUAUUGCUACACUGCUUUUUGAAUGCUGUUAAUAACCAAGUCUUAUAUGAGCAUCCUUAAAGUCAUUUACCAGGUAUAAAUACUUAGAAAUGUUUGUGUAACUUUUGGAGUCAUGAAAAGUGGAACUAUUUUUUUGUGUCCAAGUGGUCAGGCUUUGAUAUCUACAAUAAUUCUGAUUGGUUUGCAGUUUCUAUGAUAGUCAAAACCUUUCCUGUGGCAUGAAUGGACCCUUGUGGUUGAUGUUCCAGUAAACAGAUUUUGACAGAGUUUACAAUUAUAUGUUAGUAACAGUUACAAUAGAAUCAUUCGAGGACACACUUUGAUACCACAGUUCUGAUUGCACCUGUUAACACUGCAUACACAGCAGCCUCUUGUGCCAAUCUCAAAGGGAUGGAGUUUGUCUUUUAAACAAUAUUUAUAACUGAUUUUUAAUAUUUAGAUUAACACUUUCAAAAAUUGAUAACUCAUGUUCAUUUACACUUAAUGUCCAGUCAUGUUGACCAUGAAAAUUGCAACCUUCAUACAGCCUUCAAAAUGUAAGACACUAUUUUAAAACAUGCUAGAAAUUAAUUCUGAUGACAUGUUGCUUUCAAUUUUUUAUCGUUUCAUACUGUUUGUAUCUUUGUUUGAUUUUGUUAUAUGUGUGUCCACUAGAGUGCAUCCUAAAUAAGCACACUGGGAGCUCUGUCAAUUACAGCCCAUGAAAACUACAA
This is a messenger RNA of Haemorhous mexicanus (house finch), 2632 nucleotides long. RefSeq names its product DPY30 domain containing 1 (gene DYDC1). The transcript is spliced from 7 exons. The coding region runs from base 224 to 697 and encodes 157 amino acids. Gene Ontology annotation, cellular component: Set1C/COMPASS complex. The record is from RefSeq and is a predicted model, not a curated record. Lineage: Eukaryota; Metazoa; Chordata; Aves; Passeriformes; Fringillidae.